Dunckerocampus dactyliophorus (ringed pipefish) is the source of this 4550-nucleotide messenger RNA. It is a transcript of the gene slc7a14b, whose product is annotated as solute carrier family 7 member 14b. Lineage: Eukaryota; Metazoa; Chordata; Actinopteri; Syngnathiformes; Syngnathidae. Gene Ontology annotation, cellular component: plasma membrane. The coding region runs from base 230 to 2365 and encodes 711 amino acids. Gene Ontology annotation, molecular function: amino acid transmembrane transporter activity. Gene Ontology annotation, biological process: transmembrane transport; amino acid transport. The transcript has 10 exons. The record is from RefSeq and is a predicted model, not a curated record.
CCUUUUCUGACACGAAAGCUGAUCUGUGGUCUUCAUGAAUGUUUCAGAGAGGGAGUCUCGCUCUGCCGAGUGAGGAGAACAGCAGAUGUGUUCUAUUCCUCUAUUUGUUCGUUCAUUCAUCCUGCCAUCCAUCCAUCCCCCGCACAGCCACAGUCUGAGUUGAAGUUAUUGGUGGAUGGCAGAUUGACAGCCCUCACAAACACACAUCAGGUAGUUUGUGAGUGUGGGCAUGGCGGCGUGGUUGGCCCGGGUGUCCUGGGCAGAUGCCUGGUACAACACGUACUCGCGGCUGCUGCGCACCAAGCCUGUGGGCUCCAUGGCGCUCAGCUGCAAUGACCUCAACGAACUGGCCGACGGCUCAGGGGUGGGACUGGCCAAGGUCCUGACCACCGUGGACCUGGUAUCCCUGGGGGUGGGCAGCUGCGUGGGUACUGGGAUGUAUGUAGUCGCUGGGCUGGUUGCCAAGGCGAUGGCCGGUCCGGGCGUUAUCUUGUCCUUCAUCAUUGCUGCUAUGGCGUCCAUUUUGUCAGGCGUGUGCUAUGCAGAGUUCGGCGUCCGCAUUCCCAAGACGACAGGCUCGGCCUACACGUACAGCUACGUGACUGUCGGUGAGUUUGUGGCCUUCCUGAUUGGCUGGAAUCUGAUCCUGGAGUAUCUGAUUGGCACAGCGGCAGGGGCGUCGGCCCUCAGCAGCAUGUUUGACUCUCUGGCCAAUCACAGCAUCAGUAACUACAUGGUCACCCACCUAGGGACGCUCAGAGGACUAGGUAAAGGCGAGGACACCUACCCUGACCUGUUGGCCAUGUUCAUCGCCCUGCUCGUCGCAGUAAUCAUCGCCCUCGGUGUGCGCAACUCAGUGGGCUUUAACAACAUCCUGAAUGUGGUCAACAUGGUGGUUUGGGUCUUCAUCGUCCUGGCCGGUCUCUUCUUCCUGUCUGCCAAGAACUGGGAGGGCGGCAUGUUUCUGCCCUACGGCUGGUCGGGGGUGAUGCGAGGGGCAGCGACCUGCUUCUACGCCUUCAUCGGCUUCGACAUCAUCGCCACCACAGGAGAGGAGGCGCAGAACCCCAACACCUCCAUCCCGUACGCCAUCACCGCCUCGCUGGUCACGUGUCUCACCGCCUACGUGUCGGUGAGCGUGAUCCUGACACUCAUGGUUCCCUACGACCUGAUUGACAGCUCGGCUCCUCUCAUGGAGAUGUUCGCCGUGCACGGCUUCCUGUUGGGCAAGUACACGGUGGCGGUGGGCUCCAUUGCCGGGCUCACUGUGUCCCUGCUGGGCUCGCUCUUCCCCAUGCCGCGUGUCAUCUAUGCCAUGGCCCGGGAUGGCCUGCUCUUCAGGUCCCUGUCACACGUUUCGACACUCACGCAUACCCCGGCGGCGGCCUGCGUGGCUUCGGGGAGUCUGGCGGCGCUGCUCGCUCUGCUGGUGAGCCUGAGCGACCUCAUCGAGAUGAUGUCCAUCGGCACCCUGCUGGCGUACACUCUGGUCAGCGUGUGUGUGCUUGUGCUGCGCUACCAGCCUGAAGAGAUGGAGGACGGUCGCCAUGACGACUUGGAGCAGCGUAUUCACGCCAAAGAUGACCUGGAGGCUGAUGGCUCCUCCUAUCACAACGAAGAAGACUUCCACACUGGGGACGCCUCGCUGCUGCAAAGACUGCUGGGAGGUCAUUACUACACUGUGCGAUCUCGCCUAGGUGUACCCGAUGCGUCGGCACGCCCCACGGCUGUGACGGGCCGCACGGUGACCCGCUGCACCCUCCUCUUCUUCUUCUUGUCCUUCCUGCUGUGGACCACCGUCAUAUUUGGCGUGGAGCAAGGGACAGGGGUGGGUGCUGUCGUCUCAGGCCUGACAGCGGCACUGAUGAUGGGCUCCUUGGCGAAGCUGUUAAUUACGAUCGUACAGCAGCCAGAAAGUGGGCGGAGUUUGCCGUACAUGGCGCCUUGUGUGCCAUUUGUGCCCGCUGCAGCCAUCUUGGUCAAUAGCUACCUCAUGCUCAAACUGUCACCUCUCACAUGGGCAAGGUUCUCCAUCUGGUGCGUAAUCGGUCUGCUCAUCUACGCCUGCUACGGCAUGUGGCACAGCACGCUGGAAAUCAACGCCUGCGAGGAGCAAGCGCACGCCAGCUCUUAUCAGCGCUUCGACGACCACCUGGACGACACCUUCAACCCCAACGACGACUUAUACCCCCCUGAGCAGGAUGAGGGUUCCUACCAGGGUUGGGCCGCACCCCAGGAGAGGAGCCUCCACUACCAGCAUGACGACGGGGAGGACAAUGGCGGAUAUCAGUGUGGACCUGCAGGUCAAUACACGACUUGGGGGCGGAGCAAUCACGGCUUUAAUGACGAUGAUGAGGAGGACUGAAUUCAGGAAGUUGUCAUGAUGGGCAGAAGGACCUGAAGGCGGGGUUUGUAAGAUCAUUUUAUUUCAUAAAUGCUCCAAUUUACGCCAAUCAAUGCCUCUUCUUAAUUAACUGCUGGGGGCAAGGUCUACAUAAGCAAAUAAUCGCUGUGCUCUCUAAAUAGCAAACAAUAUUGGUACGAACAGCUGUGGCUGUAGGCAAAAUCCUGAUAUAUAUUUUUUGGUAUUAACUUCACAAGAUGGCAGUAGCUGCAUUUGAAGCAAAGCAUCCAGCAGCCGUUAUCUAUCUCUGCAUGCACUGUCAAAUGUUGCUACUCAGUUGUUGGUGUAGUCACGUGUUACCCUUGCUUUACUGUUUACAAUAACUACUCAGGUGUGCUGAGCAGCUGACAUCUGCUAACUAGUUAGCCAACUCUUGUUACGUGGCUAAUAGUUGUUAGCCCCCACGCCCCUCUUAGCUUGCGUUUUUUCUUUUUUAUUGACGGUGUUCGUUUGAUGCUUGGUUUGCUUGGCUGGAUGUGGUGUAGUUUUCCUCCGAAAGAAUAAACGAGAGUUAAUUUAUGGUCAAAAAUGUUUAUUUUUUGCAGAGUAUUACAGGUAAAAACAAUCCAAUAGAUGCAAUAUCCUUUUUCAUGCAUUAAUUGUGGAGCCAUGUUGCUAAAUUGUGACAUUUACUUCUUGAGCUAAUUAGCAUAGACAUCUCGGCCACGCGCCCUCAUACAUGUUCGGUCUUGGCGUGGUUGGCCGGACGGUCCAGAACGACGGCGGCCCCUCGCUGUCUGGAGUAGAAGAAGCUGCUCUCCCUGCUGAAGGCCCUGGGGUCGGUGGGGGCAUGGCAACAUAAGACCAUCGAGCCACCCAGGAAGCAGAGCGCCACGCCCACCCAGCCGGUGUAGAGUGAGAAGCCGAACGACAUCAGAGCCUCGUUAUGGCAGUUCUGUCAUGAGUUGCCCCUCACCCAUAAGCAGCACGAGGCUGCCGCCCACCCGGGCCCGCCAUUGCUUAACAGUGGAGGAGUCAUGCAGCAGGCGCACACAGGAAGUGGACAUGAGGACCAGCAGCAUGGCGGGAAGGCCCAGGAGACACGCACACACCAUCAAAGCACGGGAUGUCUGGAUGCAGAUUAAGGAUCUGGCUGAGGGCGGCGCAGUGGUAAAGAGCGGGAGAGAUGACACACUCAGCCCACAGGCCGCGGGAGCCCAGCUCGUCCAUGCGGACACAGGUGGCCAUGGUGUAGUCGCAGGUUCUGACCCAGUCGUUGGUGGCCGUGGCGACGAUGAGGCCCACCCAGCCCGCGCAGCUCGACACACUUCCGCUCACCUGCCUGCACGCGUGCGCCAUGUUGUACGCUUUGGACUGAAGUGGGUGAAAAAAAAAAUCCAAAUGUACUAAAAUAUAUAAAGGCGAUAUAACAAAAAAACCCAAAUUCAGAACGCUAAAAUCAAAUUAAUCACAACACGAGUGAAUACAAAGUUCUCUGUUGGAUUCCACUUAAGUAAAUCCCUGAGGUGUCCACUAGUCCCGUUAGCGCCGACUGGACUGGACUGACCAGUGGGGAAAUGCCUGACUUUUCUUUUUAUGGGGGGGUGGUGGGAAAGUUGGACCAAUCAGGUGAUGGCGCUAGAUAACCUAAAGCAGACACAGAAAGAAAUAGAAAGCCAAGCCAGAUGUUUCAAAGCAUGAAAAAAUGUCUUUUGAAUUCAUAACUUUAUCAUCUCACCUGCCUGCGACUCCCCCACCCCCGUGGACGUCACGUGAACUAAGGAUGCCCUCUAGUGGCGCAGCCGUGGAAAACAACAUAGUACUAAGACUUAUUUACGUCGACUUCAAAUAAAAUGUAGCAUUAGUUGCUUUAUUAAAUAUUUUCAAGCAAGAUAGCAUAAAAAUGUGACAAAGACACCAGUCUCCCCCGAUGGUGACUUUUUUUCUUGUCCAGAAUAUAGCGAUAUAAAACAUUACAUCUUCAUGACUCACGUACAAAGUUCACCUAUUAUUAUUUUUUUGUACACAGUUAUGGUAUAGCUACAGGAUAGAUUUGUCGUGGGAUGUCACAUUCUAAAAAAAACAAAACUAAAUUAUAUAUAUUAAAUGUUGAAAAUCCUUCAAGUGUACACUCUCCAGCAGCUUGUCCGAUAUACAUAAAUGACAAAAAUGUGCCUCGUGCUACAGUCUUGGUGCUUCUUCAAAA